This is a messenger RNA of Apis dorsata (giant honeybee), 2772 nucleotides long. It is a transcript of the gene Pka-C3, whose product is annotated as cAMP-dependent protein kinase catalytic subunit PRKX. The coding region runs from base 1651 to 2577 and encodes 308 amino acids. NCBI's taxonomy places the organism in Eukaryota, Metazoa, Arthropoda, Insecta, Hymenoptera, Apidae. The record is from RefSeq and is a predicted model, not a curated record. Gene Ontology annotation, molecular function: protein serine/threonine kinase activity; ATP binding. The transcript has 5 exons. Gene Ontology annotation, biological process: protein phosphorylation.
CGAGCCGUGCGAUAGAAAAACUUUCUACUCGUGUACAUGCGUUCGAUACUCGAUUAGAAUGCUGUCUAGACACGCAAGAAUUUGUUCAACUAUUCGACUCGAAAUUCUAGAGAUUGCAUCGAAAGCAAUAUUAAUCGAUCUCCGUUUGUUAUUAUUUGCGAAUGAUGACGAGGAACAGGUUUUUGUUAAAGCGAAUUGGAUGAUGUAAACGCUACUCGUCACACGCUGCCGAGUCUUGGUAAAAUGUCAGAGACGAGGCGAACUACCCUCUAAACGAGGAAGUGGGCCACUGGAGAGUGAGAGGCUACCAAGUGUAUAUUUAACUGCUCGUUAAGUUCGAGUUACACGGAAUGGGAGAUGCAGGUGUUUCUUCGCUGAUUUUUCACUCUUUCCCUGUGACUUGUGAAACCGUUCUUCGAACCGUUGUCUAAUAGAAAGGAGAACUCCACACCUUAUACAUAUUCCACGAUGAUAAAAGAAUCUAGGUGGGACAGCGUAAAAAGACCGUAAAGCUUGUUUUAAACGCGCUGUCGGGCUUCCCUAAUUUCCAUUUGAAAUUCAACAACGCACAGUCUGGCUUUUGUGGGUCAUCAGUGGAUAAUCCGGACAGUGAGAUAUUACGCGAUGUAUGACGUAUAAUAUAACGAGAACGUCGAGGAAAUAAAUUCUGGAGCAAAAGUAUCGAUCUCUUAUCGUUCCAUUUAGCCUGAUCGCGGUUUUGCUGGGUCGCGAUUAAACUCGUAAAGCAGAGGUAGUAGCUGGCCCGUGUAAGCGGAGAUCGAUCAGGACAGAUGUGCGGACAUUGCUUUUUUCGAGACGUAGAACAAGUUUUGGACGAACACCAAAAUCCUCUCUUUCUCUCUUCAAUGUCCAUAUGGGAGAAAAACAACGUGUCGAGGGGAAGCGUCUGGCGCGCGUAAUUCGAGCGAAAUAGCCCACUCGCGUGAUGAAUGAACCGUGUUAUACCUGAAACAUUAACCUUCUCCGAUCUGAUAUAUUUCCACUCGAGAACUUCCCGUUUAAUCAUCCAGGAUGCGAGGAUAUUUCGUCGAAGCGUACGUCGAUUAAACGACAAUGAAAAUGAAGAUCGUUAUUGCGAGCGGAGUUGAAGUCGAAGAUUAAGUUGUCGCGGAAUUUCCGAGGGAAACGAGAUAUUUCUCUCUCUCUCUCUUUUCUCGUUUAUUUUUUCAUCUCGUCGGAAAGAAAUAUCGGAGACGCUCAAUUACGUAAAUUGAGGGACGAGCAAAGAAUAUUUAAAGCAUCGGAAACAGCUCGUCGUUCUAUCAUUGACACCUGUUCUCAGCUGUCGCUGGCAAUCACCGCGAUCGUUUCACAGGGUAUACAACACGAUUUUGCGCCCCUUAUUUCGCGCCGUCUGCCAAUUUUCUCGCAUUUAUAAUGACGCCUCUCUCUCUCUCUCUCUCUGUGUACGCGAAACGUCUGCCCCUCAUCUGUGAUGCGAACACAGCAAUUUACCGGUUAAUUUCGGCGCGGACCACGGGCAGGCGGCGGCCAUCGCUGUUCCGUUAAUUGGUCGUGGUACGUUGAGCAGACCAACUUUAGUCACCUGCAUUCGUGGGAAAGUGCAUUAAACAGACCGCGUACCACGGAUUUUGCUACUAGAGAAAGCGUUGAUGAUUAAACGCUCGCAUGGAAUGGAUCGAUAACACGUGUACAGGCACUUUCGGAAGAGUGGUGUUAUGCAGGCAUCAAGGUACUCCUCUAGCCUUGAAGAUUCUCUCGAUGGUGGACGUGAUCAGAUUGAAACAAGUGGAACACGUACGGAACGAGAUCACCGUAUUGAAAGAGGUCAAUCAUCCCUUUAUCGUGAACAUGCUUUGGAGCGGAAGAGACGAGGCAAGAGUAUACAUGCUGCUAGAAUUCGUUGCCGGUGGGGAGCUUUUCUCCUAUUUAAGGGCAGCUGGCCGAUUUUCCGGGCCCACCAGCUGCUUCUACGCGGCCGAGAUCGUGUGUGCGUUGGAAUACCUGCACAGCAAACACAUAGUUUACAGGGAUUUAAAGCCCGAGAAUCUUUUGUUGGACAGUCAGGGACACCUGAAGAUCACCGAUUUCGGAUUUUCGAAGAAACUGACGGACAGAACGUGGACUCUGUGCGGCACACCAGAAUAUUUGGCGCCAGAAAUAAUUCAGAGCAAAGGACACAAUAAGGCAGUUGACUGGUGGGCGCUCGGUGUUUUGAUCUACGAAAUGUUGGCCGGUUUUCCGCCAUUUUUUGAUGACAAUCCCUUUGGCAUCUACGAGAAGAUAUUGAGCGGCAGGAUAGAAUGGCCAAAACAUAUGGAUCCAAUCGCCAAGGAUUUGAUCAAAAAGCUUUUAAUUGCAGAUCGUACGAAAAGGCUAGGAAAUAUGAGGCAAGGUGCCGAUGACGUGAAAAGGCAUCGUUGGUUCAAAUUAGUCGAAUGGCCGUUGGUACCUCAAAGAGCUCUUACACCCCCAAUAAGACCACGAGUGAAGGCACCAGGCGAUCCAAGCUGUUUUGACGAUUAUCCGGAAACCGAUUGGCGUUCUCAACCUCCAUUGCCGCCGGAACAACUGGCUCUGUUUCAAGAUUUCUAAAAGAAACGUCAUGGACAAUCGUUCGAAUCAUGCCAGACAUUCAUUGACGCAAAUUCGUUUGCAACCUUCCGUGUCGAGAUUAGAACCAUUGAGUUAACGGUAUUGUGAUGUGUAUAAAGUUUCGCAAACGUUCAAACAGGAGUUCCUUUUUAUUUUGUAUAUAGCGGCCCCUUUUUGUAUUAUUCUCGUUGUGCG